AUGUCGGGAGAACAAUUCGAAGAGCAGGCACUGUACGGUGACCUGAACAACGAAGGAGCUGUUGUCAAUAACGACAUCGCCGCCGAAGCCGAAGGUGGUGCCGCAGGCGACGGUGCAUCCGGCGCGGCCAAUGAAUCAGCCUCCGCUGCAGGCGACGACGGCUCAGCCUCGGAGUCACCCAACAUCUCUUCGGGGCAACCUGUCAACACUUCGGACCAACUCGCUUCAGGGAUCGAAGACACACGGCAGCGGAUGACCGAAAUCAUCAACCAGUAG
Messenger RNA from Ectocarpus siliculosus, 276 nucleotides. Lineage: Eukaryota; Phaeophyceae; Ectocarpales; Ectocarpaceae. The record is from the annotation of a GenBank genome assembly.